CUCGGGAUGAGGGCGCAACAUGCACAAACGAUAACUUCCUUUUUGUACGUGGAACAUUCGGAGGUUCUAUUCAUACAGGAUCUUUCCUGUAUUUUUCAUUAAAAUGGGUUUUGUAAAAGUUGUUAAAAAUAAGCAGUAUUUUAAACGUUACCAAGUCAAAUUCAAAAGGCGACGUGAAGGAAAGACUGAUUAUUAUGCACGCAAAAGAUUAACUAUUCAGGAUAAAAAUAAAUAUAAUACCCCCAAGUAUAGACUAAUAGUACGUCUAUCAAACAAGGAUAUUACAUGCCAGGUUGCAUAUUCAAGAAUCGAGGGAGAUAGAAUAGUAUGUGCAGCAUAUAGUCAUGAACUUCCCAAGUAUGGUGUUAAAGUUGGCCUUACUAAUUAUGCAUCUGCAUAUUGCACAGGUCUUCUUUUAGCUCGUAGAUUGCUGAAAAAAUUGGGUCUAGACACAUUGUAUACUGGAACAACAGAAGUAACGGGAAAUGAAUAUAAUGUUGAAGAAUCGGAUAAAGGACCUGGAGCAUUCAGGUGUUACUUGGACACUGGUCUUAUGCGUACAACUACGGGUGCUAGAGUUUUUGGUGCCAUGAAAGGUGCUGUUGAUGGUGGUCUUAAUAUUCCACAUAGUACCAAGAGGUUUCCUGGAUAUGAUAGCGAAUCAAAAUCAUUUAAUGAUGACGUCCAUCGACAACACAUUUUCGGACAACACGUUGCAAAUUAUAUGAGAACAUUGGAAGAAGAGGACGAUGAAGUUUUUAAGAGGCAGUUUUCACAAUAUAUUAAAAACGGCAUUACUGCCGAUAGCAUCGAGGGUAUAUAUAAAAAUGCUCAUGAAGCGAUACGAAGUAAUCCUGAACACACGAAGACUGUAAAAGAAAAAGUACCUGUGAAAAAACGAUGGAACCGCGCAAAAUUAUCUUUGUCGGAAAGAAAGAAUCGUGUCGUCCAGAAAAAAGCUUCAUUCCUCAAGAAACUGGAAGAAGUGGAGGUUUAAGUUCGUCGUCAGUCGUCA
Colletes gigas is the source of this 1015-nucleotide messenger RNA. It is a transcript of the gene RpL5, whose product is annotated as 60S ribosomal protein L5. Gene Ontology annotation, molecular function: 5S rRNA binding; structural constituent of ribosome. Gene Ontology annotation, cellular component: ribosome; cytosolic large ribosomal subunit. Lineage: Eukaryota; Metazoa; Arthropoda; Insecta; Hymenoptera; Colletidae. Gene Ontology annotation, biological process: ribosomal large subunit assembly; translation. The transcript is spliced from 6 exons. Bases 104 to 997 code for a protein of 297 amino acids. The record is from RefSeq and is a predicted model, not a curated record.